GCCACCAAACCCGCUUUAGCUGUACCCGUGUGCCCCCGGCGCUCCCCUCGCAGCGGGCUGCGGGAGAGGCGGGCGCGGGGCGAGGCGGCGGCGCGGGCCGGACAACAUGGAGGUAAAAGAUGCAAAUGCUGCAUUGCUGAGUAACUUCGAGGUGUUCCAGUUACUGACUGAUCUGAAGCAGCAGCGCAAAGAGAGUGGGAAAAUGAAGCAGAGCUCUGGACAGCAGAAUCUGAACACAAUCAUGUAUGAAACACUGAAGUACAUUUCAAAAACACCCUGCAGAUACCAGAGCCCUGAGACUGUGAGGGAUUUCCUUGUUGCCAUGAAAGCCCAUAAGCUAACCAAAGCAGAGAAGCUGCAGUUGCUGAACCACCGACCUGUGACAGCAGUAGAAAUACAGCUGAUGGUGGAAGAAAGCGAGGAAAGGCUAACAGAAGAGCAGAUCGAGUCCCUUAUCCAGACAGUCACCAGCAUUCUUCCAGGAGACCCAGCAGAGCAACAGCCAGACCCAGCAAUGGCAACUGAAGGCAAAGGUGGCCAAGCAUAGGAGGCACCUCACCAAAGCUGGCAACAGCUUCUGCAGAGGAGAACCAGCUACUGUUUUUUCUGCUUUUUACUUGAUAUCAGUUUAAUCUUGUGCUGGACAUAUCUGUAACAUGUGUUACAAUUGGAAUGACUGAGAUUUGAGGAGGGAACCAGUUGUUCACAGGAAAGCAUGGAAGAAGACACCAUUAUUUAGGCCUUUUGUCUUGAUCAGGGAGGGUGUAACUGGACUUGUAAUGUGGCAGUCAGAGAAAUUAUAGGGCACAAAAUCUGAAGCUUUUGGGUUUUUUCCAUUACCCAUGUAACAGCUGUACAUUUGAAUAGGCUUAAAUACAGCUGGCAGUGCUCUAAUUAUCACAGCAGUGCUCUAAUUAUAAUUGCUUUCAUAUGCUUUUGAAUUGCCCAACUGGUUUUCAGAACACGGUCUGCAAGACAAAGCCAACUGCUAGAGCUGUUGGGAGCAGUGAUCAGAACACAGCUGGGUACCAGAACCUCUUCAUGUUGGCAUCCUGGAAGUGAGAGGAUCUGUUGGUAAAGUUGCAUCUGUCCUGCAAGAUGUCUGUGAGUCCACACUUGGUAAGAGUCCACUCCAGGUCAGCAGCUCAAUUGCCACUGGAGUCACAGAACCACAGAAUUGUUGAGGUUGCAAAAGACCUUUAAGAUCAUUGUGUCCAACUGUUCCCACACAGGGCACUACCAUGGCUACCACUAAACCCUGUGCCUCACCUCCACAGCUCCAUGGCUUUGGAAUCCCCAUGGAUGGGGACUCCAGAGCUGACAACCCUUUUGGUGACUGUUUACACUUCCUGAGCCUUAGUUGUGCUGUAUAUGAAAGGGAAUGAUAACUUCCAGCAUCUGGGUGAUUCCUGAUCUGCAUUUCUGGGGUGUUUCAAGCUUCUUUGAUGUUUGGAAAGGAAAUUACUGGAAAACACAUUUGGUCUCUCUUAAAGAUAAGUUAUCUUAAAUACCUGCCAAGGCUGGAGACUUUUUGACUGGUAAGUGGAGUAAUAGACAGGGAAAGUCCUUAAUGGUGUUUGUGAUACAUCAAUACAUGUUUUUCCUUCUAAAUGUGCAACAAGACAGGAGAGAUAAGCAGAUGA
This is a messenger RNA of Colius striatus (speckled mousebird), 1643 nucleotides long. It is a transcript of the gene CRCP, whose product is annotated as CGRP receptor component. The coding region runs from base 107 to 547 and encodes 146 amino acids. The transcript is spliced from 6 exons. NCBI's taxonomy places the organism in Eukaryota, Metazoa, Chordata, Aves, Coliiformes, Coliidae. Gene Ontology annotation, biological process: transcription initiation at RNA polymerase III promoter. The record is from RefSeq and is a predicted model, not a curated record. Gene Ontology annotation, cellular component: RNA polymerase III complex. Gene Ontology annotation, molecular function: nucleotide binding.